Messenger RNA from Alternaria burnsii, 2082 nucleotides. RefSeq lists its product as uncharacterized. Gene Ontology annotation, cellular component: mitochondrion. The transcript has 8 exons. The record is from RefSeq and is a predicted model, not a curated record. Gene Ontology annotation, molecular function: oxidoreductase activity; pyridoxal phosphate binding; transaminase activity. Lineage: Eukaryota; Fungi; Ascomycota; Dothideomycetes; Pleosporales; Pleosporaceae. The coding region runs from base 1 to 2082 and encodes 693 amino acids.
AUGGGCGACAUGGUAAACUCCCUUCCAUAUGCUGUCAAUCCCCUUCCUUUCGCGGGAAAAGUCAUCGCGGUUACUGGAGCCAGUCGAGGCCUGGGUCUAGCCCUUAGCAAGUACUUGCUCAUCCGUGGUGCUACUGUCUCUAUGUGUGCAACUUCAGCUGACAACCUCUCCAAUGCUGCCAAAGAGAUCGACGGUGAACUUCCGGAUGCCAAGGGCCGGUACUGGACGUGUGUUGUGGACAUUGCCAACCUCGAUAGUGUUCGCUCUUGGAUUGAAGAGACCGUCGCAAAGUUUGGAAAGCUCGAUGGGGCGGCGAAUGUUGCAGCGGUGGAGCAACGCGAAAUCUUCCCCAUAACAGAUCUUGACCCAGAGUACUUCGCCAGGCUAGUCAAUGUGAACGUUGUGGGCACCUUCCAUUGCUUGAAAGAAGAGAUGAAGGUUAUCAAGGAUGGAGGCUCGAUCUACGCGACAUAUGGUACUUCGGCCUACGUCGCAGCUAAGCAUGCACUCAUCGGCUUGACAAAAGUUGCUGCUUUUGAAGGAGCAUCGAGACGAGUCAGAGUCAACGCGCUGUGCCCCGGCUGUUUCAACACACCGAUGAUGACAGAACCGUUCAACUCGUCACAAGGGAAGUUCUUCCUAAACAAGGACAACAUUCCAUGUAUCCUCAAGCGUGAACUCCCAGAAACAUGGGAAAUUGCUGGGUCUAUUGCGUUUCUACUUGACACCAACAUUACCCAGCUCCAGCGCGAUGCAGAUGAUUGUUUGCUUACAUAUGGAACCGCAUUUCAUCCCGAAAUCAUCACCUCGACCGAUGGUAUCCACGUGGUGACUGCCUCAGGUCACCGAAUGAUGGAUUUUACCUCAGGACAAAUGUCUACUCUAAUCGGACAUAACAACCCUGAGGUCGUGAAAGUGAUCGCAGAGCAUGCACAGCAUCUCGAUCAUCUCUUCAGUGGGAUGCUGAGCCCUCCAGUAAUAAAUCUGGCAAAGCGUCUGACUGGUGUCGCGCCUGCUGGGCUUGACAAAGCAUUCUUCCUAAGUACAGGCGGAGAAAGCAAUGAGGCCGCUAUUCGAUUAGCCAAAUUCUAUACUGGUAAAUGGGAGAUUGUUGGCCUGGCUGCCUCGUGGCAUGGUAUGACGGGUGCAUCGCUUGGUGCUCAAUACCAUGCUGGGCGUUCUGGUUACGGCCCCAAUAUGAUCGGAAACCUAGCACUGCCCACCCCCAACUCUUAUCGUUCGAUCUUCAGACACCCAGAUGGUACGCAUGACUGGAAGACAGAACUGGACUAUGGCUUUGAUCUUCUGGACAAACAAUCAUGCGGCUCGCUUGCAGCAGUUAUCAUUGAACCCAUAUUGUCAAGUGGCGGUAUGCUAGAGCUUCCACCUGGGUACUUGAAGGCAUUGAAAAUGCACUGUGAAGCACGAGGUAUGCUUCUCAUCGUCGAUGAGGCACAGACUGCACUCGGAAGAGCUGGUGACAUGUUCGCGUUCACACACCAUCCCGAAGACGAGGGCACCGUACCGGAUAUCCUGACACUCAGCAAGACGCUUGGAAAUGGAAUACCACUCAGCGCCAUCAUGACAUCGAACCACAUCGCUCAGCAUGCCAAAGACAACGGUUUCCUGUUUUACACUACGCACAUCAACGAUCCUCUUCCAGCUGCUGUUGGCGAUAAGGUUCUUGAGGUUGUCAUCAGAGACGAUCUCUGUGCUCGUUCCAAGAAACUCGGUGCCAAGCUUCAAGCAGGACUAAGGCAACUACAGUCACGAUACGGUUGUAUCGGUGAUGUACGUGGCCGAGGCCUCAUGGCCGGCAUGGAAGUGGUUAGCGACAGGAAAACGAAGGUUGGCGCCCCGGAAGUCGGGGCUGCAGUGUCAAAGAAGAUGGUAGACAUGGGUCUUUGGGCCCAACUAGCGACAAUGCCAUCUUUUGGUGGGGUGUUCCGGAUUGCGCCUCCCAUCACUGUCACGGAGGAGCAGCUCGACCUCGCUCUAUCGAUCAUCGAAGAAGCUUUGAGGAAAACUCCGGGUACAAUGCCGUUAUACACUGAUGUCGAUUCUGGACGUUCGUUGGAUUGA